Molecule: messenger RNA, 7493 nt
Organism: Diabrotica virgifera virgifera (western corn rootworm)
Lineage: Eukaryota; Metazoa; Arthropoda; Insecta; Coleoptera; Chrysomelidae
Product: amyloid-beta-like protein
Exons: 9
Coding region: 79-2247 (722 amino acids)
Biological process (GO): axonogenesis; central nervous system development
Cellular component (GO): membrane; neuron projection; neuronal cell body
Molecular function (GO): transition metal ion binding; heparin binding
Source: RefSeq, a predicted model, not a curated record
GGUUUGGGGCUGCAGGAUAAUGGAGGUCUGGGGAGCAGUAGUGGAGGAGCCGUUUCCCACUUCGAACCACAGGUGGCCAUGUUGUGCGAUUCGGGGAUGCACGGACAAGAGGCCUACCAUCCCAAGUACAUGACGGAGCAGGGAGAAUGGGUUUCCGACCUCUAUUCCAAAGCAACGUGUUACAAAGAUAAAAUGGACAUUCUCAACUACUGCAAAAAGGUAUAUCCUAAGAGAGACAUAACAAACAUCGUAGAAAGCAGCCAUUACUUGAAGAUCGGAGCUUGGUGUCGAGCUGGAUCGUCAACGGGAGCUCAAACGAGGGGAAAAUGUAAAACAGCGAGAUGGGUGAAACCAUUCAGAUGUUUAGAAGGUCCAUUCCAAUCAGACGCUCUUCUAGUACCUGAAAACUGCAUGUUUGACCAUAUCCAUAAUCAAAGUAACUGUUGGACGUUCGGGCGCUGGAACUCCACAGCUGGAAAUGCCUGUCAAGAGAAAGGACUUCAGCUAAGAUCGUUCGCCAUGCUCCUACCAUGUGGUAUCUCGUUAUUCAGUGGUGUUGAGUUUGUCUGUUGCCCAAAGCAUUUUAAAGAUAAUCUAAAACCAAAGAAGCCUGUGGAUCUGACAAUUUUGAAGAAGGAACAAGAGGCAUUUGAUACCGUAGAUGAUGAUGACGAUGAAGAGUCUGAAGAGGAAAUCGAUAAAGACGAUCUCGAAGACCUUGCUGACGAAACUGAAUUGUCUGAUGAUCCAACCAUUGAUGACGAAGAUGAUGAUGACGACGAUGAUAUUUAUGAUGAAGACAUUGAUUGGGAUACUACUCCUUCCAGUACUACCGCUGGGUAUAAAUCUACAGUACCUUCGACUACUCCAAGUACUACCACCACUGAGAGAACUACUACUAUUGCUACUCCUGAUCCAUACUUUACUCAUUUUGAUCCCAGGAAUGAACAUGAAAGCUACAAACAAGCACAGGAACGACUUGAAGAAACCCACCGUGAAAAAGUCACCAGGGUGAUGAAGGACUGGUCAGAUCUGGAAGAACGAUAUCAAGAUAUGCGACAGACCGAUCCAAGAGGUGCUGACGAAUUCAAACAGAGAAUGACUCAAAGGUUCCAACAGACUGUGCAAGCUCUCGAAGAAGAAGGUGAUGCUGAGAAGCACCAAUUGGCAGCCAUGCAUCAGCAAAGAGUAUUAGCUCAUAUCAACCAAAGAAAGAAGGAAGCUAUGUCAUGUUAUACCCAAGCUUUGAAUGAUGUACCACCAAAUACUCAUCGUGUUCAGAAAUGUCUUCAGAAACUACUCAGAUCACUCCACAAAGACAGAGCUCACGCCAUUAGCCACUACCGCCAUCUUUUGGCUAACAGCAUAGAAGCUGCCGCACGAGAACAACCAAGAACACUUGAACGUUUAACUGAUAUUGAUAGAACCGUUAAUCAAAGUAUGCAGAUGUUACAGAGAUACCCUGAUUUGGCAGCCAAAAUUGGGCAACUCAUGGACGAUUACAUCCAGGCUUUAAGAUCAAAAGAUGAAACUCCUGGUUCUCUAUUGGCUAUGACAUCUGAUGCUGAACAGGCUAUUUUGGACAAAUACAAGUCGGAAGUUGCAACCAAACAAGCCGAACGAGAGCGUCAAAGAAUCCAAGAAAAGGAAAGAAAAGAACAAAGAAAGAAGGAAAAAUCAGAGCUAAAAGAAGAAAAGAAGCGAGUCGAAGAAGCUUUGGGUAAGAAAAUCAGCAAUUUUGAUGAUGAGGAUAUGGAAGAUGAAUCGUUGCCUGAGGAAAAAACAUCCACCACAUCUCUACCUACGUCAGGAAUUACUUUCUCUGAAAUAAUGAGCAACUCAAUAACAGCAACUUCUGAGAACCACAAUGUUGACGAUGCUGCAGUGCAGGAAGCUGUAGAACAAGUCGCUAAAGCUGCCAGUCACAGACAAGACAUCAUAAGAGUAGCACAUGUAAUGAGCCACGAUAUUAGUCACGGUGAACCUACAUAUUCUGUACGACGAGAGAUAUUUGCUCGCAAAGACGGCAAGAGCGUGUACUUCACAUUGGCGUUCGCAGGAAUGGCAUUAAUGGCAGCCUUAGUGGUAGGAGUUGCGGUAGCUAGACGCAAAACAGCCAGAUCUCCCCAGAGCCAAGGCUUCGUCGAGGUAGAUCAAGCAGCUACACCAGAAGAAAGACACGUAGCCAACAUGCAAAUCAACGGCUACGAAAAUCCGACUUACAAGUAUUUUGAAGUUAAAGAGUAAAUUGGUGUGUUAAUUUCGAUCUUUCGGAGCGUAAUUUUUGCCUGGCAGCACAUUUUAGGUAUUAUUUUCUAAAAUGGCAAUGUUGUUUCUCAGUAAGUAAAUACAUACUCAAGUUUCUGCUUUUGUUCACAACUAAAAAUGUUUCUAAGGAAAAUGAUUGCAGUAUUAUUUGAUAUUAACUUUGAUAUUUUUUCUUUGUAAAUAAUUUGGCAGAAUUGUAGUUUGUCAGUACGCGUUACUUGCUGGGAGCCACCAUUGUACCUUUGUUAAGUUUGAUAUUAUUUUGAUGCUACUGGGAAUCUAAUCAUUCCAUUAAUUGUGUGUUACUUGUACUUAAAUAAGCAACUCGAUAAUAAUUCUACAUAUGCAAAAUGAGAUAUACAUAUUUUGAACAAAAAAAAAUUAUGAAAACUUAAUAGGAAGUAAUAAUUUUUGCAUAUGACAGUCCAAUGUUUAAACGUAUUCAUUUAUAUAGCGAAAUAUAUCGGGACGAUGCCCUAACAGACUAACGCGAUACUAGGUAGACAUUGAACAGGUGUAUCGUCCGCGAUAUUUAUAUUAGUUGCUAGAUGUAUAUGGUACCCUCCAUAUUUAAUACCUAAUGAAAAAUUAGAUUAUAAAAAAUGCAUGUUAAUCGACAAGCUUUUGUACAGUCGUUUUAUUUUUGUUAUUGAAUUUAUCAGCUUUAUUCACUAAGUAUAAUUUUAUUACUGAGCUCACGAAUAUCACUGUCAUAGCCAUAUUUAGCCCUAAGCAUCAUUCAACAUUAAGUGCCAUAAUGACAUAUUUUUUCAACAUAGUUCAAUCUAAAUCCUCUACAUUUUACAUUUAAAUAUUAAUUUAGUUUUUGCAAUAAACCUAACCUAAAAUAAACUACACAAUUUGACACUAAAUUGACACUUGACAACUGACACAAAAACUUCUUCCAUAUUUUGAUAAAACAAUUCCCUUCUGUAAUCAAAGCAAUAACAUGGUAUUAUAAUUUUAUAUAGUAACUAGGUACAUUGACACUAAUAUUCUUGAGUCUCACUAACAGAAGAGGUCAAUGGCCGUCUAUAUGUAGCACAAUAUUAAGUCACACCUUCCGAGGAUAGAAGUUAGGGACAGAUAUGUUUAAAGAUAAAGAGUAGAUAGAGAUGUAUUCUGAAAUGAUGGAAAAUGAUAAGUGGUACUUUCUGGGAGGUUGUAUCGGCGGCGAUGGAUGAUUACUUACAGGUAUUGUUAUUUUCGUUAAUUACUGAGUACCUAUUCUUUUCUUUCUCUAUCUUAUUCAAGCAAGAGAAAAUAAAUAGUAAAACGCAGUGUUAGAGAAUUAUAUAGUAGAUGAAGUAACGGGAUAAAUAGUUUACAGUUAUGUGGGAAUAUUCCUUACCUAACCUAACAUAACCUUAAAUAGAUAAAGUAAAGACUUUGAUGGUAUCGUUCCGCCAACACAAGGGAAACGGAUCUCAAAAUAAGCAUAAAAAUGACCAGAUAUCUAUAAGAAAAUCUAUAUAGAAGACAGGCUAGGUUAUAGUAAAUCGAAAUCUUUCUAGAAUAACAGAAGACUAUGCAAAAUAGACCAAUUUAUUGUUUACUUAUUAUAGAUAUUACUGAUAACGGUUUGCCAUCAAAGGUUCGAUUUGUUAAGAAAGUUUUAUUUUCAAUAUUCAUAAUAAUAACAUCGUAUGGCAUUUUUGUCGGAGAAAUUCUUUCGGGCAGGUUCCGGCGCCACUGCAUCUUUAACCCUGUUUGAAGUAACUAAUAGUGUCGAUGCACACUAGCCCAGGGGGACCGACGGCUUAACGUACCCUCCGAAGCACGGUGAACGGCUCGUAUCAUUUUUAGAAAUGAAAAUGUCGUUGUUUGUGCCGAGAUUCGAACUCGUGCGCUCUGACUUAUGAAGCCAGUAGCUUGCCGCUGAGCUAUAUGGUCGUUCACUUCAAUAUUGAUAUAAUACCAUAACCAUAAAUAUUGUAAAACUCAGUUGAAGCACCAGCACCGAGUGAACAUCAUGUUAAUGCCAUAUUUGUGAAACAAUAAUGAUUGUGAAAAAAUCUACUAUUACUGAACCUAAAAGAAUUGUAGAAAUAUCAGAAGGAAUGAUCAAAUGUAUGUGUUUAAAAUUAGUAAUAAACCGUAAAAAUCUGUUUACCGUUUUAGUGGCCUAUUAGAUUUUGUAAAAAACUGCAAAUAUGAUAUGCAGCUGUCAAAUAAUCGUACCCAUACCCAUACAAAUAAAUACAACUAUACUCCGCCCCACAUUGACUUUGCAGUAUAAAGAACAUAGGCAAUGCAGUCCUUAUGAGAGUUUUUAGCGCGGUGAUGCCGAUUUUAUCAAAAAUAAUUUGUAAUCGAACAUUAGAGAGAUUAAAUGAACACUGUUUUAGAAAGGCAAGCUACAAUUUUAGGAUUCAUAUGCUUUAAGUUUAUUUGAUAUAACUAUACUUAUUACGCAUAUGAAUCCUAAAAUUGUAGAUUGCCUUUCUAAAACAGUUUUAAUUUAAUCUCUCUAAUGUUUGAUUACAAAUUCUUUUUGAUAAAAUCGGCAUCACCGCGCUAAAAACUCUCAUAAGGACUGCAUUGCCUAUGUUCCUUAUACUGUAAAGUCAAGGUGGGACGUACUAUAGAACAAAGUUAUAGUGCAGGUCAACUGUCAGAUUUUUUGGCUUUUUAUAACUAUCUUUUACAACUAUAAGCCCCCUUCUAUGGUCUUGGUACUUGCGAUUAAUGCCGUAAAGUAUGUGCAAAAGAAAAGUGUGCUGAUAUUCUUUACUGCGCACUUUAUAGAGGGUUUGUCAUUAUAAAAUGAUUUAAAACUCAUACCCACAAAAUACCUAUAUUCCCACCUUUGUAUUUUAUCUACUGGCAUGAAAAUAUAACAAAAAUGCAUACAUAUACUAAAUACAGAAAUAAAACCCUCAGAACAACCACAAAUUGAGCAUUUUUGGAUUAAUAUAUCAAUAAAAGCAGCAAGGCGCUACAUAAUUUGUAGCGCCAUCCAUAUACAUACUGGAAAUACAAAUGCAAAUAUUGCAUUUAUCUCAAAACUUCGUUUCUGGGCUUAGGCCACUGUUGCUCUGAUAGCCUCAAAGAUAGUUACUGAAAAAGCAAUUAAGGAAUCAAAAGUGCUUUCAAUGAUGCUCUUAAGUCAAAGGUGAAAUAUUCGGUUGACCCAAAUGAUAUACACAUCUAUUAUAUAAUUAAAAACACGUUUUCCUGGACUUUAUCAACUUAUAUUUCAUAUAAACUCUUUCAAACGAAACCUGAUUAUCCCAGAUUUGUCCAAACUUAUCUACAAUUACAUUGAGCUACCAUAGGCUUAAUCAAUCAUUUAGGUAAAAAUUCUGAGUACAAAUUGAAGUGAAACUAAAUGAAACAUAUAGCGGAAAGCUAUAUAUCGUAGACUAAAAGAAUUUUAAAAUUACAAAAAAAACUAAGUCUACUAUCAACUACCAAAGAAGUAAAAUAUUUGAUCAACACAACUGUUUAUCAACCCAACAUAAAUAUUGAAGUACAUCGAGAUAAACUAUAUGUCUUGUUUGAGCUAACUGAAGAUUGGAUAAAUGAUUAAGUAACAAGAUAUUGUAUGGUAAUAUAGCACCGGUAUUCUUUGUUGAUUUGUUAAAAUCAAAGAUAAUGUAUUUGAAUCCAUGAUAUAUACUCAUACCCGUGCAAAUGUUGGAGGGAUUCAAAAAAGUGACAGGCAUAAUAUUCAAACGACGUGGUUGUCGGUUUGAAAUGUAAAUAUUCAACUUAACGAAAAUAACAAUACUGUAUGUAUACUAUUCAAGGUUGAUUGCAAUAAUCAUAUUCUGUUUAGUUAAGAGUCGAUGUUUUAUGUUUUACUCUAACCAUUUGUAGAUAAGACACCCAUUCACAUUAUUAAAGCUUUUUACCCUCUAAGAGAAAAUAUGACCACAGUAUUCUAUGUGUUUUGAUGACAACAUUUGAAAGAUGCACAUAAUUAUGUACUGUAUAUUUGUAAGUUUUAAAAAGCGUGUUUUAAGUCUAAGCACUGUGUUGUGUGACUCGGAACUAGUGCUUAAAACAUAAAGGAAAUUACUUGGAAUGUCUGAAGGUAUAAGCACUAAAUCUGCUACGAUUCCAAAACAGUAUAAAUACUAAUUUGAAAUCAGAGAAGACAUACAAAAGUUGCCAAGCGUAAACUAAACAUUAAUUACUAAACAACAAUAACUUUAUUUACUACAUAAUUUUUUACAUUACUUAUAUCUAAAUGGCCAUCCUUUGCGAAUGAUAAGUUACAUAUAAAUGCUGACCACUAAUCACCCCAGGUAAUUCAAAUUAGCACAAAAUUUAUUGAUUCCUAUUAGAGAUAAAAAUUGAUGCGGUCGGUCAGUGUAUGCUGUUCUACCAAUUAUAUUAGGACAAAUGUGAAUAUUAUUCAAUAAUCGCUCACAAGAUCAUCUAACGAUCAUCUAUCGUCUAUAGUCUAUACCAGUAUAUUAUUAACUAUACCAGUAUUUGCCAAAGGAUCUUCAAUUACAAAGCAACAAUACAGCUUAUACAGCAAUACCAGGAAUUCGAAACAUAGGACGUGAGAAGAUUCAUUAUAAACAGCAUUGAUUGAUUCUCAAAAAUUAAUCUCAACAACAGAAAUAUCUUUAGAACAGUAAGGGAAAGAUGAUGGUGCAGAAGUAAAAGACUUUUAGAUUGGUGUUUAUAAAGCUCAUUAUAUAACUACAAGUAAUAUGGUUUGAACAGGUAAGCUAUGAGGUCACCAAAUGCAGCCAAUGCAGAAUUGAAUGAAGGAAAGGUUUAAAAAAAGGUUGUAAAAGGAUUCAAGCCAGUGUUGUUGUUGAUUGAUGUUAAACCAUAUAGUAUUUAUACUGAAAAUUGGAAUCCAAGUGUUGUAAAGGGUUUUUUCUUGGUGGGUAAGUCAUCAGUGUUUAAGGGAGCUUUUCAAUUGAUAGCUUGAAUCGAUAAAGUACCUUUCUCUUUGUGUUUGCCACUGUUUAAAAUCACUAUCAGAAAGCUAGGAUAUACAAAAAGCGUGUUUGAUGUGCAUAUUUAGUAUUUUCCCAACAAUUUUCAUAAGAAAAAAAUUGUAAAAUAUUUUUACCCAAUAUCAUAUGUAACUAACUGAAUUUCCUAUUAUUCUCUUUUUUGAAUAAAAUGCUGUGUUAUUUCUAUUAGUACCUUUAUCUACCUAAUCUUGAUAGAUUAGUUCAUUUAGGAUAGUUAUUAUAUGUUUUGUGGCCAUGUAAUUUUAAAUUUAAUGUAAUAAAAACUAACUUAUUAUUUUA